Aspergillus steynii IBT 23096 is the source of this 2073-nucleotide messenger RNA. Its product is annotated as Zn(II)2Cys6 transcription factor domain-containing protein. NCBI's taxonomy places the organism in Eukaryota, Fungi, Ascomycota, Eurotiomycetes, Eurotiales, Aspergillaceae. Gene Ontology annotation, cellular component: nucleus. The transcript has 3 exons. Gene Ontology annotation, molecular function: zinc ion binding; DNA-binding transcription factor activity, RNA polymerase II-specific; RNA polymerase II transcription regulatory region sequence-specific DNA binding. Bases 1 to 2073 code for a protein of 690 amino acids. The record is from RefSeq and is a predicted model, not a curated record. Gene Ontology annotation, biological process: cellular response to starvation; regulation of DNA-templated transcription.
AUGAAGGUCGAACACCAGGAUAAUAGCUCCUCGGCUUCUGCUGAUCCCAGUGGGCCCGUGCAGGGUGUCGAGGAUCUGGGAGAGCCCCCCGAGCACUCGAAGAGCAAGACCGAUGCCGGUGAUAAUGCGCCCGCGGAGAAUGGUCAGAAGUCGACCAACUCGAAAGACCCGUCACGCCCGCGACGGAAGAAGGCCCGACGCGCGUGCUUUGCUUGCCAGCGGGCGCAUCUGACUUGCGGUGAUGAGCGACCAUGUCAGCGAUGUAUCAAACGAGGCCUCCAGGAUGCCUGCCAUGACGGUGUUCGCAAGAAGGCCAAGUAUCUGCACGAUGCGCCGGACGGAGCCUUGAUGCCCGGAAUCGGCGGCAACUUCUACGGUAAUACCAUGCGCAGCAGCCUGCCCAUGUCGAGAAACGGCGCCAAUGCUGUCAAUGCGAACACGCCGCAGAAUUCGGCCCCAAACUUUUACCCCACGCCCCAGUCCAGCUCAUAUAACGUCUACCAAGAAAACACCCUCAACCAGAACUCCUUUACCUCGCAAUCUCCGAUGUCUCCGACCUUCAACCUGAAGACCACGCCAACCGCCCGAAACAACAGUCUGUCGUCUUCUGUCGGCCAGCAACCGCCCAGCGCAACCGUUUCGGGGGCGGCCACUCAGAACCCGAAUCCGCUUGGGGGGCCGUUCUUCGAUCCGAGCGACCCGGCUCUCUUCAACUUUGACCUGUCGAGCAUGAACUUCGAGAAUCGGUACGGCGCGCUAGAAUUUGGGAUGCUGGGGCACAUGGCGACGGGCGCCGGCGACUCGCCCAGCGACUCCGCCACGCAGCGAGGGUCGAUGGGCCGCAGCGGAUCGGCGCAGUUCUCGAAUACGCCGAUCACCGGGGCGGCCGCCUUUGGGGACAGCCCCGGGGGUCAACAGCCGUUCAUGUUUGGCGAUCCUUUGCUCAACGAAUGGUCUAAUGGCCAGCCCUCGGGCCAGCCGCACAUGAACGUGGGCGGCGUGUAUGCGCAGUCCGGCCAAGGCAGCGUGAUCCCCGGGCACCUGUCCAAAGCCGACGCACCCCAUGCCUUCGCCAUCGAAAGCGGGCCCCCGGCGAGUUUUGCCAGCCCCAGUGCGACAACUAGUCCGCACAUGACGGCCGGCUUCGACGAGGUGACGUUCAACAACACCGUGGCGAACAAGUCCAACGGUCUCGUUCCGAACGGCCAGCGCCCGACGAUCACAACGCCGAGUCUGAAGCAGCAGACCCUUCAGGUCGGCACCAAACGACGCCAGCGGAACCCGUCGUCUAUCUACGAGAAUGUCAAGGAACCCUACGCCUAUACGAAUCGCUUUCACAACCUGACCGCCUUCAUCCAGCGGCGCUUUCCUCCGCAGAAGACCCUGCAGAUUGCCAAAGCGCUGGCCUCGAUCCGACCCUCUUUCAUUGCCACGACCAAAACCCUGAACCGCGACGAUCUGAUCUUCAUGGAGAAGUGCUUCCAGCGGACCCUGUUUGAGUAUGAGGACUUCAUCAACGCGUGUGGUACCCCGACCAUUGUCUGCCGCCGGACGGGCGAGAUUGCGGCCGUCGGCAAGGAAUUCAGCAUCCUCACGGGCUGGAAGAAAGACGUCUUGCUGGGCAAGGAGCCGAACCUGAACGUCAACACCGGCGGCACCGUCCCCGAGUCAGGCGCAUCCUCGCGCAGCUACACGCCGCGCAGCUCCGCCGGCGAGGCCCCUGCGCCGGGGCGGCCGCACCCGGUGUUUUUGGCGGAGCUGCUGGAUGACGAUAGCGUGGUCGAGUUCUACGAGGACUUCGCACGGCUGGCCUUUGGAGAUUCGCGUGGCAGCGUGAUGACCACGUGUAAGCUGUUGAAAUACAAGACGAAGGAAGACAUGGAACUGGCGCGGUCCGAUGACCACCAGCGAUGGAACAACCACCUGCGCAAAGGUGGCAUCGCCAGCGAGGCGGGGAUGAACCAGCUGGGCUUCAAAGACGGCAAAGUCGAAUGCGCGUACUGCUGGACAGUCAAGCGAGAUGUGUUCGACAUUCCCAUGCUUAUUGUGAUGAAUUUUCUACCAUGUAUUUGA